AUGUUAUUCCCUAAUAUUGAAUUUUCAAGUUGCAUAACAGAAGUACCAGCAGUACCAGGUUCUGACUCUUCAUUUCAGCCUUCAAAAAGUUCACAACAGCAGUACCAGGAUUUGACAUCAGAAUCUGGAACUUGUGAUCCCUUAUGUUCAGUUGAUGAAACAAGCUCGCAAGAUUUCGAAGACAAUUACCAGCCCAAGACUGAUUUUCUCAAAGCAGUUGCGAUAUUUGCGGCAGCUGCAACUGGGACAGUAGCAAUUAACCAUUCUUGGGUGGCUGCUAAUCAGGAUCUUGCUAUGGCAUUGCUAUUUGUAAUAGGAUAUGCAGGCAUCAUAUUUGAAGAGUCUCUAGCUUUCAACAAAAGCGAAGUAGGGAUAAUAUGGAUGUAA
Molecule: messenger RNA, 387 nt
Organism: Vicia faba (fava bean)
Lineage: Eukaryota; Viridiplantae; Streptophyta; Magnoliopsida; Fabales; Fabaceae
Source: the annotation of a GenBank genome assembly